AGAUGUGUAGUGUCUCCUCGGCAGCGGCUAUAUAAUCAAAACCAAGCCUUGUCCAGGAUACGCCAAGAAUGGCUCCUCAGUCAUACGGACGGGCCUGUCUAAAUUGCUCAAAAGCCAAAUGCAAAUGCGUUGACCGACCAGGGGGUCAGGGGUGCGAGAGAUGCUAUCGAUUGAACAAGUCAUGCCUGCGAGGGACCUCGACGAGAGCCAUGCAGUCCCAGAAGAACAACACCGUCGCGCGCAUUGCUCAGCUAGAAGGGAAGCUGGAUGAACUUGUGUCAUCCCUCCAGCCGCAUCGUGCGCCAAGUAGCUGCAAUAGUUCUAUCGAAAACUCUCUUUCUGCUCCACCAUCUAACUCCACUUCUCCUGCUACUUCUGGAGAUGUAUACACUGCCCCCGCAGUGCCGACGUCCAAUCUGGACAGCUUGGAGUUUUCACCGGAAGAGUCUCUAGACAUAUUUCGAACUCGCAUGCUUCAGUACUUUCCCUUUCUACAUCUUCCUAGCGACUCCCAAUGGAUGCGCCAGGAGCGGCCAUUUUUGUUCCUCUGCAUUAUGGCAGUGACAUGUCCGUCAAUACCGACCAAGCUCGCCUUAGGGGAGAAGAUCAGAAAGAUUGCCACGGAAAGAAUGUUUCUUUCUAGUGACCCGGGGGCAGUGAACCUUGAUCUCCUGCUAGGUCUUUUAACAGUUUUAGCCUGGGGCUACGAUCACUUACUACACGAUACCGCAAUGGGACUGCCGCGUUUUACACAGCUCGCUAUAACUGUUGUGUACGAACUGCGUCUCAACAAGCCGCUUCCUGAUGACUCUAAUGUACUUACUGCCGGGCUCGGUGGCUGCACAUCAUCGAGAGGGCCGACUCGGACGCUUGAGGAGCAGCGAGCGGUCCUAGCAUGUUUUGUCUUGAGCUCCAUCGUAUCGACAUGUCUUGACAACAUCCAACCAAUGCAGUGGACGGCACAUAUGGAAGAAUGCCUUGAAGCCCUGGCUCGGAAACGUGAAACGCCGCUUGACGAAGUGUUCGCCCAUCAAGUCCGACUGCACCGUAUUGCAAGAGAGGCGGAGCAUAUUCGAAUUGCAUCAACAGCCGUUCCAGCAGCUUUUCACCUCUCAGCCUUGCAGCGGAAGGUCAAUGAAGUCAAGCAAAGUAUAACACCUGAACUGCGACAGAAUAGCCUGUUCCGUGCCUCGACAUAUUACACCGAAUUGACCAUCCACGGCCUGGUCCUCUCUAAAAAGCAAGACACUCCAGACCUACAAAGGCUCGAAGGACUCCACGCAUGUCUCGAAACCGCCAGAUCAGCCCUCGAUAGCUUCUUCCAGAUAUCGUCCACUGAUGAUUAUAUCGGAAUUUCAUUCCUUUUCUUCAACUACCUAGCGCGGAGCAUCCUAGUCAUCAUGACGCUGUCGACGAUGAACGACCCCAUCUGGGACACAAACCUGGUGCGAUCGACCGUGGAUGUUCUGUGGAUAUCGGACCGCCUGAUCAGCGGGGUGCAGGAAGCCAAGGCGUCGAGAGGCGAAGAAGGCGAGUCAGCUAAUGGAUUCUUGGACAAGUCGACCAAGAAGCUUAUGUCACUUCGUGCUUCAGCGUGUGCUGCGCUGAUGCAGGAGAAGACGCAGCCGCAGCGUAGUAGCGCUGCUCAAGCGGCCGAGAAUGACUUGCAGGUCUUGAGCAUGCUUCAGGCUUACGAAAUGAUGGACGCGGGGUUAAUGGCUAGUUUUAUGGAGGGGACAGCUAUGUUUGAUGGAUUUUAUUAGCCUUCUAUCAGCCUCCUGAUGAUUCUGAUAUCCAGCGAACAAACUUUUAUGCUGUCAUUCUCCUGCACAUGAUAGUGAUAUAUACAACCCUAAUCUAUCCUCUCACCAUCCCAACAACCCUACUAGUCUACUCGUCAAAACUAGUCGAAUGCGCAAUCUCCCUCAUCGCCUCCAAAUUCUCCCUCACGCCCUCAAUCUUCCCCGAAAACCUCUUCCAAC
Molecule: messenger RNA, 1982 nt
Organism: Aspergillus welwitschiae
Lineage: Eukaryota; Fungi; Ascomycota; Eurotiomycetes; Eurotiales; Aspergillaceae
Product: fungal specific transcription factor domain-containing protein
Exons: 4
Coding region: 69-1763 (564 amino acids)
Biological process (GO): regulation of DNA-templated transcription
Cellular component (GO): nucleus
Molecular function (GO): transcription cis-regulatory region binding; zinc ion binding; DNA-binding transcription factor activity, RNA polymerase II-specific
Source: RefSeq, a predicted model, not a curated record